This is a messenger RNA of Desarmillaria tabescens, 567 nucleotides long. RefSeq lists its product as uncharacterized. The coding region runs from base 1 to 567 and encodes 188 amino acids. The transcript is spliced from 3 exons. NCBI's taxonomy places the organism in Eukaryota, Fungi, Basidiomycota, Agaricomycetes, Agaricales, Physalacriaceae. The record is from RefSeq and is a predicted model, not a curated record.
AUGUGUGUUCGAGAGGAAAUCGAAGUGAUCUUGGGGCUUCAUUCCACUUGCACAAUGAACUUUAUCACACACGCACGCACAUACUCUUUAUAUCCGAGGGCGACACUGGACUAUCAUGCAUCCGCUUCGCGCUUUACCACCGACGAGCGUGAACUAGAAGCCCAGGUCAAAUAUAGACAGAGAGGAUGGGUGCCCAUUCCACGUUUCAUCGUUGACGGCGAUGUAAUACAUGACAGUACAUUGGAUUUCCCUGACGUUGACCAUUUUGUCGGCGAUCAGUACACGCUGCGAUGGGUGUUGGGAAAAGAGAGAUCCGUAGAAGCAUUGGGACAACCGUUCUUAGAAGAUGAUGAUGCUGAGGUUGACAUGGACGCGUGGACACUUAAGUAUAUGGAGCCGCGACGGAAGGGUGUCGUUAUAAAUUUUGCCGUCAUGAAAGGGAAGAUGAUGUUCAAAUCUUAUUGUUUGUCAGAUGGUAUGCUGGAAAAAGUUAUGCUGCACAUGGGUAAUUGGAAUGAUAUCAAUAUGAAGGAAUUUGUUGCUCGCUAUCAUAAACAGACAGUCUAA